Molecule: messenger RNA, 810 nt
Organism: Torulaspora globosa
Lineage: Eukaryota; Fungi; Ascomycota; Saccharomycetes; Saccharomycetales; Saccharomycetaceae
Gene: ERG27
Product: 3-keto-steroid reductase
Exons: 1
Coding region: 1-810 (269 amino acids)
Biological process (GO): ergosterol biosynthetic process
Cellular component (GO): mitochondrial outer membrane; endoplasmic reticulum membrane; lipid droplet
Molecular function (GO): 3-beta-hydroxysteroid 3-dehydrogenase (NADP+) activity
Source: RefSeq, a predicted model, not a curated record
AUGGUAAGCAUUUUGAAUGCUUACUAUGAUCUGAGCCAGAAGUACUCUGCAAUUGACUACUUCUUUGUCAAUGCUGCGCAAGGUGUCUAUGAUGGCAUUGACUGGGUUGGCGCUACAAAGCAAGUUAUGAGUAAUGUUAUCGAGUCAGUGACGAAUCCAACGUAUAGAAUUCAGAGAGUCGGGGUCAAGUCAGCAGACGAUCUGGGACUUGUUUUCCAAGCAAAUGUGUUUGGACCUUAUUAUUUGAUUCACAAGAUCUUACCGCUCUUAUCUGCCGGUAAGGCCAAGGUGAUUUGGGUAUCCAGUUUGAUGUCUGAUCCAAAGUUUCACUCUUUGCAAGAUAUUCAGAUGUUGAAGUCCGAUACGACUUAUGAGGGCUCUAAGAGACUGGUGGAUCUGCUUCACUUGGGAACGCUUGAAGAAAUGAAAGAUCAGGGUAUUCAGCAAUACCUCGUUCAGCCUGGUAUCUUUAUCAGUCACUCAUUUUCUGUUUACCUGAAUUUUUUCACUUAUUAUGGUAUGCUUCUGCUAUUUUACAUUGCUAGAUGGAUCGGCUCGCCAUGGCACAACAUUGAUGGCUACAAGGCUGCCAAUGCUCCAGUCUAUGUUGCGACCUUGGCAAAUGCUAAAUCUGAACAGCUAAGACUAAAGUACGGAUCAGCGACUGAUAAAAAUGGCAAGGAAUAUAUCAAGACACAAGAAGUAGACGGCACAGGCGCCAGCGAUGUUCGCGACUACUUCGAUAAAUUGGCCUCAGAAUGGGAUGAAAAGCUUAAAGAUCAAAUUACUAACACAAGAGUUCCUAUUUGA